AUGCCCAGGAUAGGGGCAGCUGCCGAUCUUGCCCCCUUGACGAGUGGCACCUUGAGAGAGCUCUGCUUGGAUUCUCUCACCCAAGUGCCGCAGCAGAGCCGCCGCGUGACGGAGGCAGCCCUGCAGGUCCAAGGCUCUUCAGGGCUUUGCCCCCGAGCCAGAGAGAGAGAGCGCCCAGACCUGCGGCAGUGGCAGCAAGGGCCACUGAAGAAGAGCACGCCCGGGAGGAAGCGGCAGCCCUCUGCUUCUUCAGUGGAGCUGGGGAAAGUGCAGAGGAGGCGGCAGGGCUUGGAGCCCCUGACCUCGGAGGAGAGGCUGAAGAGUCUCUGGGACUUUGCAGACCUUGUGCGGCGCUGCGCAGACGAGGGAGGAUUUGAUGCCGCCACCCUGGACGAGACGGGGACCAUGCUGUUCUUCAGAGGGGACCGUGUCUGGAAAGGGUUCCACAGCCCCGCCCAGCCCAUCAGCGCUUCCUGGCCUCACGUCCAGGGCCCGGUCGACGCUGCCCUGCGGAUCCACCACCUGGAACACCCGGAGAGUCAUGACAACGUCUACCUCUUCCAGGGCAAGCGGGUUUGGGCGUACGCCCGCGGCCAGCUGAGGGAUGGCUACCCCCGCCUCAUCGAGGAGGAGUUCAAAGGGGUGCCCGGGGACCUGGAUGCAGCCGUGGAGUGCCACCCGAAGGAGUGUGCGGUGGAGACGGUCCUCUUCUUCAAGGGCCCGCACGUUUUCUCCUACGACCUGAAGACGAAGGUGCUGAAGGAGCGGGCGUGGCCGGCCGUGGCCAACUGCUCUGCGGCCCUCCGCUGGAUGGAGCGCUACUACUGCUUCCAGGGCAUCCGGUUCCUGCGCUUCGACCCCGCCACGGGCGAUGUGCCCCCUCGCUACCCGCUGGAUGCCAGGGACUAUUUCAUGCGCUGCCCGGGGAGAGGUGAGUCACACCAAUACGGGGAGCCCUCCUGGCAAAACGCCACCCGGCGGGGCCCCUACGACCGCUGCAGUGGGCAGCCCUUCCAGGCCUUCUCUUCCGACGACUCUGGGCGGACCUACGCCUUCCGCGGGGGGCUGUACUUCCGCCUGGACUCCCACCGGGACGGCUGGCACGCCUGGUCUCUUAGCCACGCCUGGCCCGACCUGCAGGGCGAGGUGGAUGCCGCCUUCAGCUGGGAAGAGAAGCUCUAUCUUUUGCAGGGUCCCCAAGUGACCAUCUACCGGUCGGGCCCUGGCUACAGCCGCGUGGAGGGGUACCCGCGCCCCCUGCAAGAGGAGCUGGGCAUCGCGGGGGUGGACGCUGCUUUCACGUGCCCUCGCUCCAGUGACCUGUACAUCAUCCAAGGGAAGACCCUGCGGCACGUGGACCUGCUGCGGGGGUCAAAAGGCCUGGGCCCGGCGGUAGCCAUUCCCCACGCCCACGUGGACGGCGCCCUGUGCAACGGGGACGGGGUGCACCUCUUCCACGGACCCAGCUUCUACCACUAUGCCAGCGUGAAGGAGCUCCAGGCUGCCGCAAGCCCUCCAGCCGCCCAGGACACUGCGGCCAUCUUCUUCAAGUGCCCUGCCGCAGGAGGCGACGGUGCUCCUCCCCACGGCCCUCCGCGCCAGGGGUGAAGGGUGGGCUGUCUCCCCUCUGCGGCUGACUUUCCCUUCUGUAUCCACACUGAGACGCCAAUAAAGCGGGGCCCGU
Messenger RNA from Gekko japonicus, 1684 nucleotides. RefSeq names its product hemopexin (gene HPX). Bases 1 to 1608 code for a protein of 535 amino acids. The transcript has 11 exons. NCBI's taxonomy places the organism in Eukaryota, Metazoa, Chordata, Lepidosauria, Squamata, Gekkonidae. The record is from RefSeq and is a predicted model, not a curated record.